AUGGCGGCGCCGGCCCCGGGGGCUGGGGCAUCCUCGAGCGGCGCUGGCGGUAGCGGCGGCGGCGGCGCGGGCGCCGGCUCGGGCUCUGGGUUGGUGGGGGCCGGGGGUCGGCUGCCCAGCCGGGUCCUGGAGUUGGUGUUCUCCUACCUGGAGCUGUCCGAGCUGCGGAGCUGCGCCCUGGUGUGCAAGCACUGGUACCGCUGCCUGCACGGCGAUGAAAACAGUGAGGUGUGGCGGAGCCUGUGCGCCCGCAGCCUGGCAGAAGAGGCUCUACGCACGGACAUCCUCUGCAACCUGCCCAGCUACAAGGCCAAGGUACGCGCUUUCCAACAUGCCUUCAGCACUAAUGACUGCUCCAGGAAUGUCUACAUUAAGAAGAAUGGCUUUACUUUACAUCGAAACCCCAUAGCUCAGAGCACUGAUGGUGCAAGGACAAAGAUUGGUUUCAGUGAAGGCCGCCAUGCUUGGGAAGUGUGGUGGGAGGGCCCUCUAGGCACUGUGGCAGUGAUUGGAAUUGCCACGAAGCGGGCCCCCAUGCAGUGCCAAGGUUAUGUGGCGUUGCUAGGCAGUGAUGACCAGAGUUGGGGCUGGAAUCUAGUGGACAAUAAUCUGCUACAUAAUGGAGAAGUCAAUGGCAGUUUUCCACAAUGUAACAAUGCACCAAAAUAUCAGAUAGGAGAAAGAAUUCGAGUCAUCUUGGACAUGGAAGAUAAGACUUUAGCUUUUGAACGUGGAUAUGAGUUCCUGGGGGUUGCCUUUAGAGGACUUCCAAAGGCCUGCUUAUAUCCAGCAGUUUCUGCUGUAUAUGGAAACACAGAAGUGACUUUGGUUUACCUGGGAAAACCUUUGGAUGGAUGACAGUGGCUUUCUUGGAAUGAAAGACAGAGUGGAGGAGAUAUCUGCUUAUGGCGAAAGUAGAAUCAUGAAGUGACAGUGUCAUACAUGCAUGCCCAAGAAACAUCCUGAAAAACACGUGAAAUUGUUAACUGGAGAAGCAACUCUACAGCAGAGAUUAUCUUAGUAUUUCCUCUUUCUACUGGGCCAGAAAAGUCCUCAGGGUUGCAGUUGGUUGAGUGGGCAGUUGACAUAUGCAUGUUGCAACAAAAUUUGUCUCUAAGUUAGCAAUGUGUUAUUUCCAACUUUUAAGGUGAGAUUUUAGGAAGCUAUAAAAGGGAAAGAUAAAGAAAUAGCAAGAUUUUAAAGUAGUGUGUUUGUGAAGAAAGACUGAUCAUGUUUUACAACUGCCUGUUUUUUCUCCAGACCCUUUUUUCCAGCCAGCUUGACUAUCAGAAAAGUAUGAAACUGGUUGGGUUUUAUUUAAUAUUUUUAAUAUAUUGAGAAGCAUGGUCUGCCUGGACUGCACUUCUCUACCAGUGAGAUAUAAAAUUGUGCAGCUAUUUUAAAAGUUGUAUAUACAAUGUGUGUGUAAACAAAAAAGGACAAAGGAUUGCUUUGUUCUAGUUCAAUUUCUUAAAAACCACUACAUGGUACAAAAUUAGAAUAAUGUUUAGGGAUGAUUGGGUAACUACAAAGAAGAGGAUUUUAGAGAUGUGUUAUAAUGGCUCAUUUUGUAUUAUGUUUGAUUUAGUUUCCACAGCUAUUAGUCUUUUUUUUUUUUGAACCAUCAAAAAUUAUUGUAAAGAUCCUGAAAUCUCCUAGCUAAAGAUUGAGGGAAGGCAAAUCUAUUUCCAGUUAUACAUAUAUCAGUAAUAAUAAUAAUAAUAAUGUGCAUCUUAAAGUAUCUGGUUUUAUUUUUUAGCCUUGUGAGAAAGUGUCUCAUAAUGAAUGUUGCCAUUUGUUUUUAUAGGUCUCAAAUAUGAAAGCCGUUUGUCAUAGACUCUAGGAAAAGAAUCAGUGGUCUUUUUAUUUUGUAACUGUAUAAUGCUGUAGAUAUGAUUUUUUUAAUUUCAUAUUGUUUACAUCAUGCAACAACCUAAGCCUCAAACUCUUCAUUGGCGUUAUCAAGAAAAUGUUUACUGACUUGUCUAAAACAGUGCCAACCUGAACCCGGGUUAGAAUAUUCUUAAUCUCAUUAUAGAUAAUUGCCCCUAUGGGACUGGAAAUAAAACACUUAUGUUGAAAACUUCAGGUUGGCAGUAUUUUGAGGGUAUCAUUGUAGAAGAAUUUAACAUUAAUUCCUAUUCUGGAUUAUUGACUAAAAAGUCAGAUUUCACAAAUACUCUUUCAAAUUAAUAAUCCAAUAUACAUGAGCUAAGAUUGUCUUUUGUUAGGAGAGAAACUGACAUCUUUCUGUAUGAAAGUAUAAAUUGUAUGGUUUCAGAUACAACUUUGUGAUAAGAAUUGACUAAGGCAAAUGGAAUCUUUGUACUUUUUAGGUUAUUUCUGUAUGUAUAUUUUGUUUUAAAUCUAAUAAAAUUAGGGACAGCAAGCAGCUGGCUGGGGUUCUUGGGUCACUCCUUGAGAGUUGAAAUUAUCAAUAGUCUUAUGAAACAGGGAAUUUCAGUCAUGAGCAAAAAUUUAUUUUUUGCCACCUGGGAGGUUUACAAGUAUUAUUGUGUAUAUGGUAUCAUAUCUCAUGUCAAGAAGAAACCUGGAAACCAUAUUUAAUAGUAUAGAGUAUAAUUAUAUGUUAAAUGAAUUAGAGAAUAGCUUAUAUAGCUGCUACAUAAAUUCAUUUUUCUUGGUGUAGAACAACUAAAAUUUGGCAAAGUUUAAAAUUUAAUUGGAAAAAGAGAACUGAUUCAGGAACAAGAUUGAACUAAUUAGAAAUAUAAAAUUAUUCUAGUAUAAAUUAGAAAAAAUAUCUUUUUCAGGUUGUGAAGUGGCCAACUCUAAGAGCUUUUGCCGAGAGUUUUGUUUAUAAUUUCUGUUUUGUCUUAAUAAACAUUCAUUUGUAACAGUUUUGAAGGUGCUGAAUGGAAAACAGAAACACAUGGUUAUUGCCUAUUAAACCUAGAAUUAAAGUAAUGGCCUAAAUAUUUAACAAUAAGCCAUUCUUCUCUCAAAGAUUUGAAUUCCUUAAUAUCCUGCUUGUAGAUUUUGUAAACUGGAGGUUCAUAGUUUGCAUGAGCACUAGCAAUGAAAAGCCUUUAUUUAUAACUCAAUACACGAAUUUGCUACUGGAGACCAGUAGUAACUAUACCAGACUAUGAAAGCAAAGUGCUACAAUGUUCAAGGAAAUCAAAUCUUUUUUCAUGGGUGCUGAGAGAGCAUUUAGGUAGAAGAUAGUUGCUCCUGAAGAUUGAGUAUAAAUUAUCUAAACCAGUGGCUUUCAAUCUUACCUGUAUUUUAGUGUGUUUUCAAAAAUAUUGAUGCUUGGGUCCUGUACACUAAGAUUAUGAUGUUGGUCUGGGAUAUGGCAUGACCAUAGAAUUUUUAAAAAACUUCCCAGGUAAUUUAAGUAUGCUGCCAAGGUUGAGAGCCACUGAUAUGAAUUCAUCUUAAAUUUUCUCAUCUGCAAAAAAAAAAAAAAAAAGAAAAUUCUUGCUCCCUCUCUUCACUACCUCACAAGGAUAUUGAAGGUGAAGUGGAAAAGAAUGGGUAAUGGGAAAGUGCUUAUGCUAUGGAUAAAAAGUGCUGUUGAAAGGCAAAGUAGUUUUGUUGCAUUUUAAUUGAAAUUAUGAUCAGAAAAAAUGUGUAAUUGCGUGCUUUAUUGAUUUGGGGCACUGGGAGCAUUCUCUUUGGUUCUUUCGUGAAACAUGCAGAUGUGUAAGCAGAUUUUACUAUUAUUCUUAUAUGUACUAUGGUCUUCUAUCAUUCUUGAAAUAGGCUGUUUUAAUUGUCUGGUUUUACAUAGGAAAGAAGAAAUACUAAGGCUUAAAGUCUGUAAUGGUUAAUGGCUCACAAUUCAUUAAAACUUUUCAUACAAAGAAUAUAUAUCAUUUUCAUGAUUGCCAUUUUUUUAUUAUAUGAUUUUGAAUGUUAAACCAUUUGUUUUAUCUCCAUUCUCAUUCAUGUAAGUUUAGAUGUAGAUCUGGUAAAGUACCUAAAGCAAGUAGGCUUUGCCCAGUUGAAUACUUAAAAGUCAUGGCUCAAUGAUUAAGCAUCUUCUGUCUUUAGAUAUGAUUUAACCUUGGAAAGAGUUUCAAAAAUAACAGCCCUAAACCAUGUAUGGUACUAGUAUAAUUUUAAUUUUGUUCCCCAAACUGCUGCUGAUACAGAUUGAAAUGUUAAUCUUUUUGAUCAAUUUUUAAAAAUGAACAAAUUUGAAGAGAUAGAAACUUGCAGCGUUAUAAGGAUUACUUGAGAAGAUUACUUUCCAGAUAUCAAGAACACCACAUUUGGGACCACUUUGAAGUUUUCCUGGAAGGAACAGUUAUACUCAACCCAAAUGCUGUUGUCAUAGGCAUUCCUCAUUUCCUCUAGUUGAAUAUAAUCUCUCCUUCCUGGAAAGUUUUCUAUUUUUCUAUUUUAUCUAUACUUAACACAUUUAUACCUUGUAUAAAUUUAUUAUUCAUUUGUUGAUGUCUUAUCGCCCCAAAACAUCUUAGGACAGGAUCUCAUGAAUUCAUUUUUAUGCCCACAUCUCUAAGCCCAAUGCUUGAUGCUUCCAUAUUUGCUGAAGGAAAAGAGAAAGUACUAUGUUGAAAGACAAAAGCUCCUCUUAAGUUACAGACUAUAAUAACAAGAUAGAUGAGAAGGAAUUUCUGUGACCUAGCUAAAUGAAGCAGAAAGGAAAGGAAUGUAAUUCUGAAGCUAGUAAGGAAGAAAUAUGACUGUGAAUGUAUUUUAGCCAAUCCCCUUUAUUAAAUAUUGGUAAAGUGAUUUUUAGUUCUUGGAGUAG
Messenger RNA from Talpa occidentalis (Iberian mole), 4744 nucleotides. It is a transcript of the gene FBXO45, whose product is annotated as F-box protein 45. Gene Ontology annotation, cellular component: synapse; SCF ubiquitin ligase complex. The coding region runs from base 1 to 858 and encodes 285 amino acids. The record is from RefSeq and is a predicted model, not a curated record. Gene Ontology annotation, molecular function: protein binding. Gene Ontology annotation, biological process: synapse assembly involved in innervation; proteasome-mediated ubiquitin-dependent protein catabolic process. The transcript has 3 exons. Lineage: Eukaryota; Metazoa; Chordata; Mammalia; Eulipotyphla; Talpidae.